Messenger RNA from Aplysia californica (California sea hare), 1348 nucleotides. RefSeq lists its product as uncharacterized. Lineage: Eukaryota; Metazoa; Mollusca; Gastropoda; Aplysiida; Aplysiidae. The record is from RefSeq and is a predicted model, not a curated record.
UCAAUUUUCUGAAAACUGGGUACUGAGUAGAUAGGCUGUGUAAUUCUGAGGUAGCGAUCUGUCCACCUGUCUGUCGUUUUAGUUUAAAAGAAGACAUAGGUUGAUACAAUAAUUUACACUAUAGGACGCCUGAGCACCGGAGCACAGGGAAUAAAUAUGAGCCCCCAGACUCUCGUCCAAGAACCACUCACAGAUUUCUAUUUUGUACCAAGACGAAAUGGGUGUGACAAACACCUGUCUACUGGCUGCAGGGAGUAAUGUAGCAAUUUUAUCUUUUUGGCUUUUUCGCAAAACCGCUGCCCCCCCAUCCCCCUUCACACAGAAAAAAACCUUGAAAUGUAUGACCAAGCAAUCUUUCCAUUAAGUAAUACUGUAAGGGUAAAUAAGAAACGUUUCGGGUAGGCUUGUCAGGAAUAAAAUUUUAAUUCAAAUUGUACUGUAGACAUCCCUGGUGUUGAACUUUUUCUCAUUCUUUCCAUCAGUGCUCGCGGAAAACUUUUUGUAAAAUGACACAAAAUGCUUACUGUGCUGUGUAACUAACAGUCUGUGGCACCUGAUGAUUUACGCAAAGAUUGGGAUACGGACUUAAUGAUAUUCCUGGAAUCUUAUCCACCGUCACUAUUAGAAUUUAAGAGCUUUGUUGAUAUUUCAGUAACCAAAUCGAAAGUGACAAUCCCUUCAAAUCGUCCUGCUAAUUUUCUUUGAUCUGUUUUCUUAGUAGUAGCUUGCACUACUUCAAGAAUUGGUGUUCUAUUUAUUUCUUUCCUUAUUUCAAAGUUUUCGUCAUUUGUCUUUUCAAAAUGUCUUCUGAUCAUCUAUAUCUUGCAUAUGGCUGGUACAUGGGUACUUUAACAAUCUGCUUCAGACAAUGAUUUUGUUCAUUUUUAUAUUUCUGAAGAUAAAGUCUAUAAAAUAUGAUUUAUAGGUCUCUCCACAGGACUCUUUCUUGUGUAUCACCAAAGGAAACUAAUUUAAAAAAUAACAUGUAGCUCUGUCCAUCAAUGCCGUCUCCACUUUGCACUGCAGAUCAAGUGACGUCACAGAAAGAUGGAUUUCCGUCGCAGUUUAAGGCAGGUUCGGGAGUACAAUAUGGAGCCCACAGAAGAGGGCAGUGGUGGGGGAGCCAAACAUCUUCUUGUAGGGGCCAGUGUCUGGGAGGAUUGUAUCUACACGACUGUGAGCUGGAACCUAUGGUGCCCAUCUACCUGCUGGUCGAGGGAAGCGCCGGGUUCUUCCUCAGCUGUAACUCUUGUGGAAGCAACGACGAGUCCGGCCAGCUCAAGAUGGGCUUUUGCGUCAUUUUCAGGCUCCUUCAGGCCGCCUUCCAGAUAGCCUGGCUUAUUGCUGG